Molecule: messenger RNA, 828 nt
Organism: Aspergillus nidulans FGSC A4
Lineage: Eukaryota; Fungi; Ascomycota; Eurotiomycetes; Eurotiales; Aspergillaceae
Product: ankyrin repeat domain-containing protein
Exons: 1
Coding region: 1-828 (275 amino acids)
Source: RefSeq, a predicted model, not a curated record
AUGCACUACAACGAACGCCUCAUCAGCGAAGAGAUACGGGCCAUCGCUCGCAAAAACAGCCGUGAGGCACUGGAGGCUUUCCUCCAGCAACAACGCGAAGCAGCCGGAGAGUUAGAAUACACCCCGCCUCUCGAGGAUCUGCUCCUGGCCGCCACAGACUGUCGCGCCAACCAGGUCGCAGCCUACUGCCUGGAACACGGCCAGAAGGCCACGCGAGAAAUGAUGACGUCGGUUGUUGUCCACAACUCCUUCGCCGUGUACCGCUUGAUGGUUAAGCACAAGGUGGUUCGCAUCAACUUUGUUGUCCCCUGGUACGGCGAUAUUCUCGGAACAAUGGCCUCCGACAAUAAGAUCGACUGGGUGCGAUUCUGCCUGGAGCACGGGGCCAAUCCGAACGCCAGCCUUGUCGAGGAGCAUCUGAGCGCGUUGGCGUGUGCGGUUCACACUGGCAACGUCGAACUGGUGGAUUUGCUGCUCGCGCAUGGGGCAAGGCUGAAGGGGAGUAAUGCAAUUGUAAGGGCGGCGAUUGAUGAGGACCUGGAGAUGGUCAAGUAUCUUCUGUUAAGGGGGGCUGAUAUUGACGAGGUUGGGAUCAAGGGCCCGCCAGGCGCUGAGGCUUAUGGUGAUAUGGGGAGUCCCCUUCAUCAGGCUGCGGUAGAGGGAUACAUGGAGAUGGCGCUUUUCUUGAUUGAGGCUGGGGCUGAUAUCUAUCUUAAGGAUCCGCUUGGACGCACUGCGGAAGACCUUGCGCUGGAAAAGGGACAUAUGGAAAUCCUUGAUGCUCUGCGCCAAAAGAAGAUGAAGGAUAAUGUGGACAUUAAGGAAUGA